Panicum virgatum (switchgrass) is the source of this 1941-nucleotide messenger RNA. Its product is annotated as noroxomaritidine synthase-like. The record is from RefSeq and is a predicted model, not a curated record. NCBI's taxonomy places the organism in Eukaryota, Viridiplantae, Streptophyta, Magnoliopsida, Poales, Poaceae. Bases 92 to 1663 code for a protein of 523 amino acids. Gene Ontology annotation, molecular function: oxidoreductase activity, acting on paired donors, with incorporation or reduction of molecular oxygen; heme binding; monooxygenase activity. The transcript is spliced from 2 exons.
UGUGGCAUACGUACGUAGCCACUGGCGCAGCGGGCACUUCUCAUCUCCUAUACACCUUCUGCACUGCAGCACAGGCAAGUUCCGGCAACCAAUGGCGCCUUGGUUCUCCUUCCUCGAGCUCUCCCUCUCCUUGCUCUGCUUCGCGGUCUUCUACUACUACCACAUCAGGUCCAAGCGGAAGAACCCUGUGAUCCCUCUGGACUGGCCGUUGCUGGGCAUGCUCCCCGCCCUCCUCGCCAACCUCCACCACCUCCACGAGUGGAUCACCUCCAUCCUCGUCGCCAGCCCCCUCACCUUCCUCUUCACGGGCCCGCCGCGCUCCGGCAUGCAGUUCUUGGUCACCGCCGACCCGACCAACGUCCGCCACGUCUUCACCUCCAACUUCGCCAACUACCCCAAGGGCCCCGAGUUCGAGGAGAUCUUCGACAUCCUCGGCGGCGGCAUCUUCACCGCCGACGGCGAGUCGUGGCGCCGCCAGCGCGCCAAGGCGCAGCUCCUCAUGUCCGGCGCCCCGUUCCGGGCGUUCGUGUCCCGGUACAACCGCGACAAGGUCGGGAGCGCCCUGCUCCCGCUGCUCGCCCACUUCGCCGGCACCGGGGAGGCGUUCGACCUGCAGGACGUGUUCCUCCGGCUGACCUUCGACACGACGACGACGAUGGUGUUUGGCGUCGACCCGGGGUGCCUGUCCGUCGGCCUGCCGGAGGUGCCGUUCGCGCGCGCCAUGGACGACGCCAUGCACGUGCUCCUGCUCCGCCACGUCAUCCCGAUGACGUGGUGGAAGCUGGCGAGGCGGCUGGGGAUCGGGUGGGAGCGGACGAUGGCGACGGCGUGGCGCACCAUCGACCAGUUCGUCGCCGACACGAUCGCGAGGCGGCGGGCCGAGAAGGCGAGGGGCGGCAUCGAGGGCUCGGCGGACCUGCUCUCCUCCUACAUCAACGACGACGACGAGGAGGAGGGCACCACCACCGUGGACGCGUUCCUGCGCGACACGACCAUCAACCUGAUGCUGGCCGGGCGCGACACGACGGGCUCGGCGCUGUCCUGGUUCUUCUACCUCCUGAAGCAGAACCCGCGCGUGGUGGCCAGGAUCCUGCAGGAGCUCGAGUCCGUGAAGGGCACCUCCAGCGCCCCCGACGGCAUGGUGGCCUUCGACCCGGACGAGCUGGGGCGGCUGCCGUACCUGCACGCGGCGCUGUGCGAGUCGCUCCGGCUGUACCCGCCGGUGCCGCAGGAGCUGAAGGAGGCCGCCGCCGGCGACGUGCUGCCUAGCGGGCACGAGGUGCGGGCCGGCGACAAGGUCCUGGUGUGGGUGUACGCCAUGGGGCGGAUGGAGGACGUGUGGGGCGGCGACUGCCGGGAGUUCCGGCCGGAGCGGUGGGUGGCGGCGGCGGAGGAGGGGCGCGGCGGGGUGCGGUACGUGCCGUCGUACCGGUUCAUGUCCUUCAACUCGGGGCCCCGCACCUGCCUCGGCAAGGACAUGGCGUUCGUGCAGCUCAAGGCCGCGGCGGCCGCCGUGGUGUGGAACUUGGAGGUGGAGGCGGUGCCCGGGCACGUCGUGGAGCCCAAGCUGUCCAUCAUACUCCACAUGAGGAACGGGUUCAUGGCGACCGUGAGGAGAAGGCGGCAGGCUGUGGAUCCGGCGGCGGCGCAGGCGCUUGCCUGAUGAUGGGCUGAGAUCGAUCGGUGGUCGCGGUAGUCCCUACCCUAGUACGUGCUCAAUCAGGAGCGCGUGACCACCAGUCGGUACGUAUGUUAGCUGACAUGUACGUACGUACGUACGUACUCUCUCGUGUUGUAGUGUUGUGUGUACGUAUACCGUAGUGUACGUUAUCCGUCGAUGUCGUCUUUGCUUCCAGAACGAAUCGAAGCUGGUGCUACGUGUACGCACCGCACGUACGUUCUCGGUUCUCCCAUUACCUGAAUCAACUUUUUGAGAGUGCA